CGGCUUGCGGGCCUUUCAAACAUGGAGGAGCGGGAGCGGGGGGCGAGGUCGGCUCGCGCCGGGAGCCCCGAGCGCCCGCCCAGCCCGCGGCUGGAUGUCAGCUCUGACAGCUUCGACCCGCUGCUGGCCCUGUACGCGCCCCGCCUGCCUCCCAUCCCCUACCCCAACGCGCCCUGCUUCAACAACCUGGCCGAGUACGAGAGCUUCCUCAGGACCGGGUGCCGGGGCGGGGACGGGGCCGCCGGGGCGCGCCGCCGGGGCCCGGGUCGGAGCAGGAAGGCGCCGCGCAACGUGCUCACGCGGAUGCCCUUGCACGAAGGCAGCCCUCUGGGUGAGCUCCAUCGUUGUAUCCGGGAGGGGGUGAAGGUGAACGUUCACAUCCGCACUUUCAAGGGACUGCGGGGCGUCUGUACGGGCUUCCUCGUUGCAUUUGACAAGUUCUGGAAUAUGGCACUUACUGAUGUGGAUGAGACCUACCGAAAACCUGUUCUAGGCAAGGCGUAUGAACGGGAUUCUUCACUGACUCUCACUAGGCUAUUUGAUCGACUAAAGCUUCAAGAUUCCUCCAAGAAGGAAGCAGAUUCUAAGUCUGCAGUUGAAGACUCCACUCUCUCCAGAUACUCCCAGACAUCCACUUGGAAGGUGGCUUCAGUGUGGGGAAGAGGAGACACCGACCGGGGCUCACACAAACGUUCCCGCUCCGUCCCUUCUUCCCUGCAGGCCUCUACAAGGGAGGAGUCCAGGUCAGAGCUGUCAGGGAGGACUACACGGACAGAAGGGUCAAGUGUGGGAGGUACCUUUUCCAGGGCUACCACCCUUUCCAGGGGCCAGCCCCGUAAGAAAAAGCGAAAGCCCAAAGUGGAUUACCAGCAGGUAUUCACUCGACACAUAAAUCAGAUUUUCAUUCGAGGUGAGAAUGUUCUGCUGGUUCAUCUUGCACAGUGACCAGCUCAGCUUCCCUUGAGCUUUGGUUUUUAGAAAUAAAAUGCAUGAAUUGCUGCUAUGCCAUAUCCUAGUAUCCCAGUGAAACUCUGAGUUGGAAUGAUUCCCUCUGGUCCUGCACAUGCAGAGUAUAGAGCUGGGCUCGGGCCCUCUGGGAGGUGAACUCCCUGAAGGAGAGACAGGCCUUGGGAGGGUGGGUGGGUGUUUGCAUUAAUAUCAAGGCAAAAGCUGUACAGAGGUACAUGCAUCUGAUUUGGUAUCAUGGUCUACUUCAGAUACUCAAACCAAAUAUAGGAUCUUCCGUUUGAAUUAGGGGUCAUGGUAUGACUUGAAUUCACUCUACAGACACUGUAGCAUCGGGGAGAAAAAACCACCUCAAGAAAGAAUUAUCUCAUUUCUAAAAGCUGGUACCCUGAGUACUUGGGGAUUUGAUUCUAAGAGCAGCAGUAUGAACUGCCCUGGAGGCCUGCACCCACAUCUUGUAACUGACAUUUGAAUUUUGCUCUACACCAUUCUCUGUUGAUCAAGAAAUGUAAUUUAUUAUCUUUUAAUAUCUAUAAUAUCUCAGAAAGCUACGAACUUAUGUAAGAGUGAAAUUUGGAUAGAUAGUAUGCUCAAAGCAGCCAGCAGUGAAUGCUGUUUUAUCCCUCUCCUUGUUAUUGGUCUUCUCCUUACCAGAGGUAGCUUCUGCGAAUGGCAUACCAGAUGGGACUGUAAGAUGCUCGUGUGGUGGCUUCUUGUCUUUCUCUCUCACUUCUGUGGCAUGGUGCUAGUGCAUGUACCCUGAGUAUUGCCCCUCUGUGUGUGACCUGUCCUGUGAGCUUUAUGGCAGGAGACUGUGACCUUCAUGUCUGGCUUUAAAGAGUUCUGCAUGAACUCAGUGAUACCCAUGCAUCACACGACUGAGAGUCCCCUUUCCAGGCAGGGCUGGCCCUGUGUAGAAAUCUUCCCAAAUGGUUUUCCAUGAAACAGUGGUGGUGGUUUUAUUCCCUUGUGUCGGGCCAAAGAGGUUCUCACAAAGUGCGAUGGGUGGUGUCUGUAAGGGACACUUGACUCACAGCCUGGCUCAAGUAACAGGAACCUCGUGGCACCCCCUAGUACUUCUACUUGAAUCUUAUUAUAUGCUUUCUCAAUCACCAGUGCAGAAUAGGCUAUAUCUUGACAUAGACUGUUAGGCAAUAUUGAUUUUUUGUUUUGUUAGUUUAUAUUUGGUUUUAUUUUAGAUA
Ceratotherium simum simum (southern white rhinoceros) is the source of this 2168-nucleotide messenger RNA. The record is from RefSeq and is a predicted model, not a curated record. Lineage: Eukaryota; Metazoa; Chordata; Mammalia; Perissodactyla; Rhinocerotidae.